Molecule: messenger RNA, 380 nt
Organism: Funneliformis mosseae
Lineage: Eukaryota; Fungi; Glomeromycota; Glomeromycetes; Glomerales; Glomeraceae
Source: the annotation of a GenBank genome assembly
GGGAAAAGAGUGAUGGAAGUAAUCUUGGAAAAAUUAAGGUUACAGGAAGGGUGGCGCUUUAUUUGUUUGGUGGCGGAUAUUAUAGGGGAUCUUCUAAAGUAUUUCGCGGUCACACUAGCUCGUUCGCUGAAAAGGCUGAAUGUCAGGUUUUUUCAAUUGAUUAUCGUCUUUGUCCAGAACAUCAAUUUCCUGCGCCACUCUGCGACGCUCUAGCAGCGUAUUUUUAUCUUAUUAACCCCGGCCCGGAAGCUGGUUUCGAACCAAUUGAUCCAAAGCGAAUUGUGUUUGUCGGAGUUAGUGCGGGAGGCGGACUGGCUGUUAGUACCGCAAUGUUCCUUCGUGAUGUUGGUUUACCAUUGCCAUCAGGACUAGUUUUAUUU